AAGAAGAGAAUGGAGGUCUGUAGGUGAAGAAACAUUUUCACACUUUUUGCUAGACUCAUGGCGGUGUUGCCUUUGAGGUUUUCUGCAGGGGAACUUUUUUUGUGUGUGAAAAGGGAAACACUUGAAUGUGGACGAAAAGAAACAAACCAAAAAAAAAAGAAUAACAAAAAGUCAAGCCUCUUCAAAAAUCUAUUAAGGCAUGACGGAAAUGCGCUUCGCUGCACAAGUUGGCGGUACACACCCCGACACCGCCUGCCUGCAUAAAAACACUGACUGAGAUCAAACACGGGACAGCACAGGAGCGCCGCAGUUGAAGCUGAAACAUUUGAGAGGACUCAGUCAUAAUGCUGUUGACAAGAGUUUUUCUGCUGCUGGGUUUUGUCUCGGUGAUUCCCGUCGCCAGCAAAACACAGAUCAUCUCGGUGCAGGAGCUCAGACCGAGGGGCAAAACGAUGCAACUGGCCCUGGAUUCCUCUGUGAAAUCCUACCUCUCACACAGCUCUGCGUCAAACAUCGCCAACUUGUCUUUGUCGCCGUGGACGUACAUAGAUACUUACAACUCUUCCCGUUUACCCCAGAAGAUCUUGCAGGCCAACUGCAGCACAUCUGGCUGUCUGAACCUCCAGGGUAGAGGGGAGGAUGCAUCUCUGGAGGCCAAACCCAUCAAAUAUCAAGUCCUGGUUCUGUACAGAACCCUAAAGAAAAAGAACAACAAAAAAGGGAAGAAGAAGAAUAAGUACAUCUUCAUGCUGGGGACUGAGGAGAUCACAGUUGGCUGUACCUGUGUGAGACCCACUGUGAUACCACAAGAAUAACAAGACAUCCAACAAAAGCACUGGUUACACAUAUCAUUCAUGUCAAUGUCUAUGCAUUUUAAAAAUUGUACAGUUGACAAUAGAUAUUUACAUAUGUUGCAUAAAAAAUGACUAUUUAGUCAAUUAGACUAAACUCUUUUAUUUUAUAGACAGUUUGAACUGCAUAUAUUUUUUUCUAUUUGCUUAAUGCCAGAAGAAGAUGACAUGAUUUUUGGAUUCACACACUUUAUGUGCAAAUAUAAUUAUUUGAGCAGAAAUUGUACUGAAGGAAGAACCAGACUGAUAGAUUUUCACAGCUGUUUUUUUUUUUUUAGAUGUGUUGAUCAAUUUCUUUAAAUGUCACACAGCGAAGCAGUGUGUUGGACAUGUUGCCUUAGAAUACAUAAGAUUUAAGUGAACCUUUUGAAGGCUUUGUAAAAAUAAUUUAAAGACAUUAGUCUUAAUGACUGUAAAUAAAAGACAUCAAAGAAAGUAAAACAAAAAAAAAUCUCCAAAAGAGUCUAAUUUUCAUUCUUCUGGCAUGAUCCUAGCAACCCUAAAACAAAAAGUCUUUUUUUUUUUCAUUUUUAACUUUUCCAAUUACAAGUCAGCUAAUCUAAGUUUUAAUAUCAAACAGUAAGGGAAAAAAAAUGCAUGUAGAUAUCUGAUUUCAACUGCAUAGUUGACUGUAGAUAUAAAAAGUAGUUAUUAAAAAGUAUUUUUAAUAACUGUGACUUGUUAUGGUGUCCUUAAUAUCUCAUCAGGUAGUCCUUCUGCAUAACACUUUAGGCCGAGAUAAUUGAAUUAGCUAUUUUAUUUAAUGUAUUGUAAGCAAAUCACCUUUAUUCAAUCAAUUUGCCAGUGUAUCUGGUGCCUAAAUGCAGCCAAUAAAUGUUUUUUAAAACCUAACUGCUAGCUACUUUCACUGUGUUGCUUUAUCCUGCCAUGUAUGUCGAUUAAUCUAUAAUUUCGUCAUUAAGAAAAGAAGCAAAAAUUGCUGAAGUUCUUUUUCAUCUGUGCCACUUAUGAUGCUCUCCUGUUUUUAUUGGAACAAAGGGUUUAAAAUUUACAGGGUACUGCUCUGUCAGGGCAGAUACGCUGUUUCUUUUGCCAUGACAUUGCUGUCAGUAUGUUUUUUUGUCUUUUUACAUUUUUAACAAACACCUAAGCUGAAUCUCACAGCUCUAUUCACAGUCUGAGUGCCCCCACAUGAUCAAAACUAUUAUUAGCUGAAUUAAUUUAGCUAAUAACCUAAUAACAGAUCCCUGCUGUUGGAGCCAGUUAAAACAUUUGGCAUGCUGAGGUGAGGGAAUCCUCUUAAGUGCAGACAAAGCCUCUGCACAGUGUGGCAAGAGAUUAGGUCAUUUUUUUAUAACUUGAGAAUAACAUAAAUAAGAUGUGUAAACUCCUUUGUACUGUCAAAUAUCUGCACAAUACGGUGUCUGAAGUAAGUGAUGCUCAUUCCGCAAGUUUCCAAUAUGUUGAAAGAAUCUUUAGCAGCUUUGCUUCGCAGGAGAUUAGUUAUGUGUUGUAGAAGGGAAAUGCCAGAUUGCUAUACAUUUACAGCCGUGCAUCUUUGUACAUCAUUGAGAAGCAAAUUGUAAACAAAAUGAGUUUUAAGUGGUUAUUUAAAUUUGUUUAAGUAGGGUUUUAUGAAGAAGUUUCAUGCAUCAGGUUUGGAACGGAUAGUUUAUAUAGAUAUCCUCCUCACAACAAAUGUGAUUGCAGUUAAAAAGAUGCUUUUUGAAGAUUCCAUAUUUUAUCACCUUUCUUUUCUGUUAUUACUUUAUUUUUCUCUGACUGGAUAUGUUUACAUGUUUUCAAGUUCACAUUUCCCAAAGCCAGUUGUUGUGAAUGUGGAAUGUCGUGGAACAUGAUACAACUUUUUUUAGGGAAGAUUUUUCUUGUUUAGUUGAUGUUUUCACCUUUUGCUAAUACCUUAGAAUUCAGCUUGUACAGAACUUGACUAAUUUUCAACAGCCAAAGCCAGAUUUUAGAGCCACUAUGACAUUAUGACAAUAUUUUAUGUUUAAAAUGCAUUUUAUGUUCCCUGAUAGCGCGCAGUAAAUGGCCAGUAAAAAAAUUAAACAAGUAAUUGCCUUUUUUCCUUAUGCCUAAUCGUAGGAAUAUGUUUUUAUUGUUGUGUUCUAUAUUGUACUCUUUUGGGAUAGUAUGACAUUGUGCUCUUCUGCCAAAUUGUAGCAUAAAUAUGGUUAUUAUUUUAUGAAUGUUUAUUUUGAUAUAUUUUUUAAUUCUGUUUGUUAUAACACAUAUAUUGUUUUAAACCACAGUACAGCUACAUUUUAAUCCUUGCUGAAAAUUGUUGCCUGUGUGAAAGGACAAGUUCACCACAUAUACUUAAUUUAAGGAAAUCCACAAAUUGAUGAUGGAUUGUAAAUUCUCCUCAUGUUUGAUGUAAGUUCAUGUUUCUUGUAAUAAUCCAUGAAAAAUUAUAUUUUGGGCUUCAGUUCUGAUAGAUUGGAGCUAAUCAUCCAGAAAAUAAAGAGACCAAACUAUGAA
Messenger RNA from Poecilia reticulata (guppy), 3314 nucleotides. It is a transcript of the gene il17a/f3, whose product is annotated as interleukin 17a/f3. Lineage: Eukaryota; Metazoa; Chordata; Actinopteri; Cyprinodontiformes; Poeciliidae. Gene Ontology annotation, molecular function: cytokine activity. Gene Ontology annotation, biological process: inflammatory response. The record is from RefSeq and is a predicted model, not a curated record. Gene Ontology annotation, cellular component: extracellular region.